Gasterosteus aculeatus aculeatus (three-spined stickleback) is the source of this 3470-nucleotide messenger RNA. RefSeq names its product vesicle amine transport 1-like (gene vat1l). Lineage: Eukaryota; Metazoa; Chordata; Actinopteri; Perciformes; Gasterosteidae. The record is from RefSeq and is a predicted model, not a curated record. Gene Ontology annotation, molecular function: zinc ion binding; oxidoreductase activity.
GCGCACUUCCCACUUUAUCCCCGCAUUCAAGGGGUAACAACGUUACAGGAUGAAUCAUACUUCUGAUUCGUGAAAUAUCAAACCUAAGUUAAAUUAUUUAGCACCUCUGUGACUUGACAGCGAAUAAAGACAGUUGAGAACUUUUCCGCGUGCGUGCACGUGUACGCGGCGUGGAUUUCCAUCCAUACAGCGCCUGUCCGUCCACACGCCGCACACCACGUCCCCCUGAGCCCCGAGGAGGAGCGCAGAAGGCAGGGCAGCCGGUCUACGACAUGGCGAAAGAAAGAGCAGGCAUGACGGAGGAGACGCAGUACAUGAUGGACCGGAUCGUCACGAAAGAACCCGAAAACGUGCCGACGUCGGGCGAUGCUAAAGAAAUGCGAGCGGUCGUGUUGGCAGGUUUUGGAGGUCUAAACAAACUCAGGGUGACCAAGAAGCCAAUGCCCGAGCCUCAGGAUGGCGAAGUGAAGAUACGCGUCAAAGCCUGCGGCUUGAAUUUCCUGGAUCUGAUGGUACGUCAGGGGACAAUCGAUAACCCUCCAAAACCUCCCCUUGUCCCUGGAUUUGAAUGCUGUGGAAUAGUAGAGUCAGUUGGUGAAAACACAACCGGAUUUGAGAUAGGCGACCGAGUUAUGGCUUUUGUCCAUUACAAUGCCUGGGCAGAAAUUGUUUGCACGCAGGUGGAUUUUGUCUACAAGAUGCCAGAGGAAAUGAGUUUUGCUGAGGCGGCUGCAUUCUCCCUGAACUUUGUGGCCGCCUAUAUGAUGCUCUUUGAGGUUGCUAAUCUGCGGGAGGGGAUGUCAGUGCUGGUACAGUCAGCAGGAGGUGGUGUAGGUCAAGCAGUGGCUCAGCUGUGCUCAACUGUGCCUAAUGUGACCGUGUUUGGGAUCGCCUCGUGUUUCAAACAUGCGGCCAUCAGAGACUCUGUGACUCACCUCUUUGACAGAAACGUUGAUUACAUACAAGAGGUGAAAAAGAUUUCUCCAGAGGGAGUGGACAUUGUGUUGGACUGUCUGUGUGGGGACAACACAGGGAAAGGCCUGACUCUGCUCAGGCCUUUGGGAACCUACAUACUCUACGGCGCAUCAAACAUGGUAACUGGGGAAACAAAGAGUUUCUUCAGCUUUGCAAAAUCUUGGUGGCAGGUGGAGAAGGUGAACCCUAUAAAACUAUACGAGGAGAACAAGGUCAUAGCGGGAUUCUCGCUGCUUAACCUUCUCUUCAAACAUGGGAAAUGUAGUCUUGUGAAAUCCGUGAUGGACAAACUCUUGUGUCUCUAUGACCAAAAGAAGAUCAAGCCGGUCGUGGACUCCCUAUGGGCGCUGGAGGAGGUAAAAGAGGCCAUGCAGAGAAUCCAUGACAGAGGCAACAUUGGGAAACUUAUCCUGGAUUUUGAGAAGUCUCCCACCCCUCUGAUGGCCAGCGACAGCACAGAGACCAGCGAGGCAGGAGAGGAAGAGGAGGAGCCAGAGGGCGAUAACGACAGCAAGGAGCGAAUGCCUUUCAUCCACUGAAAAGACGUAGCGACUGCAGAGGCUGCGCACACUCACCAGAGGAACACGACAGCACGUGUGUGUGUAUGCAUGCGCUGUAUGCAUGAAUGGAUGUAUGUACAGUUUAUGUUUGCAUCUUCGUCUUUUACCUCUACAUUGUUCGUCAGCUUAAUGGUCAAGAAAAGGUUUUGAGUGAACCAAAACAAACAACAACAACAUGUUUGUCACCCAGGCAGACAGGUGCAAGUUCCAUUGUCAAUAUAGUAUUUUAUUAUUUAUGGUCUUAUGAAGUCAUGUAAUGCUGGCCCAUAGUGUAAUUGCGUCUAUUUCACAAUGAAUAACCGUGUAUUGACUGAAUGAUCAUUAAAUCCUGCUGAGUAGCUAUUAUCACUUUAGAAACUGAGUUACUAAUGCAAACAAAGAUCACACAUUAUAACAAGCUUCAAUUCAAAGUCCUAACGCUUCACAACCCAGAGCUAUUUGAUUCUCACCUCUCCUCAGUGAUGACAGCUGUAAAAUAAAAGCAAACGAUUAAUACACGUUUGAGAAAAUGACAACUCCAAAGUUUUGAUGCUUCCUACCGAGAGAGUGAGUUGCCUUUUUAUGUUACAACAGUAAUGUGCACAAGAGGUAGAGAAGUCUGUGCGUAGAUAUUUACAUCAUGUUUCAUUCUUAAGGCCCAACUUGUGUUAUAUGGAAUGACCAGUGCCUUCAAGCUACACAGCAGCGUUUGGUACUUGAAAUGCUCUUUGUCCAAUGUUUGUAUCGAACAAACCAACAGCAUAGGUAUUUUCAACUGGAAUAGAAAAGGAGAUGUUAAAUCUAUUAACUGAAUCUGCGGUGCCACCAGAUACCUUUUUACAUGGUCGGUUGUUGUUCCCCUCUUCACUGUAUAUUCAGAACUUUGUAUAUGACAGCAUACAGUGGUACAUUUAGGGAAAGGUCACAGACCUUAUAUAUACUGUAUGUAAAUACAAGAAAACAUAGUAUAAAUCAGUGAAUCAGUCAGUCACUAAUUCGCUUGUCUGAUCAUUGUUUACUGGUGCCUCACAACAAAAGUGCCAUACGACUCCAACAUAAGUAUUUUUCCCAAUGUGUUGGUUUGUCAUGGGGGCGCUGCUCAGACCUACGUCUGAGAAACUUGUAUUUCUUUGUUUAAGUCCAAUGCUUUCUGCUGUACUCCAAAUCAUACACAUAUUCAAUGGACUGUUUUCAUUUUCAAUUAUUUUAAGUAAAAACACAUUGUUUUUACUAAUUCUCCGGCCUUAUUCAGUGUGCUUUAUAUUGGCCAGUCGUCUGAAUUGUUCAUUACGUUACUUGAAUUAAUAAAUUAAAAUCAGCAUAUGUGUCAAAAAGUAUUUUCUCAAAUAUGAAACAAGGAAACAAAUCACAUAAUCGUGCCAUUUUAAGAAAUACAAUACUUGUAUCAACGUAGUAUCCCCAUUACCAACACUGCAUGCUUUGAAGUUCAAUGAUAAACGCUGGAGAGACAACUUUCUUUUUUCUCAUUUCAGAGGUUGACUUGUAGACUAGGAAGUAAGGAUAAUGAUGCUUUUGAUGCCCUUUAGUGUCAGGUCUGUUGUGUGUGUCUGUGUGCGAGAGAGAAAGUGCAUGUUUUUUGAGUAUAUUGUUAAAAAAGAAUAGAAGGGUUUAUCGCUGUAGUUUGUUCACAAAAUCCCGUAUAAACUAAUUAACCUGUGGUCGUAUAUAUUUUUGUCAUAUUUUCUCUUUUAUAUUUUCUUUGAGAAAGUGCACCUCUGUUUACUUGAAUAAAUGUAUCAGCAAAGUAUGUCGCAAUUGGGUCUCUGCUUCAGUUCAAUAUUUUUAUUUAUUUCACAUGAGAUUCAUAUGCUCCACUUUUUCUCCUUCAAUAUAUCAUCCAAUAAAUGUAACAUGGACUACUGAUGAAAUACCUAUUCUGUACAGUCCCUAUGUUUGGCACCAGAUGGCAACAAAGUAAAGGAUUUUUUAAAUUUA